AUGUGGAGCCACUCUCAGUCAAAACCACUCAUCAGUGUCAUCACCCUCCUCAACCUCCUCCUCCCCGCCCUAACCCUCUCCCCGUGCCGCACCACCUGCGGCCCCAUCCCCGUAAACUAUCCCUUCGGCCUCGACGACGGCUGCGGCGCGCCGCAGUUCCGUGGCAUGCUCAACUGCUCCACCGACCUCUUCUUCACCACCCCAUCCGGCAACUACAAAGUCCAGUCUAUCGACUACGACAAGAAAAACCUCGUCGUUUACGACCCCGCCAUGUCAACCUGCUCCAUCCUCCAACCCCACCACGACUUCCUCUUGACCCCUAUCCAAUCCGCCAUAAUCCCACCGACCUCGGACACCGUCUUCGCCCUCCUCAACUGCUCCGUCGACUCCCCUGUCCUCAACCACUACAAGUCCCUCUGCUUCAACUUCUCCGGCCACUCCUGCGACGAGCUUUACAACUCAUGCAACGCGUUUCGGCUUUUUCGGUCGGGCUUGGGAUUAACCAACGGGACUAAUAGUACUGGUAGUACUGAUUUUGUUCCGCCGUGCUGUUUUACGGGGUAUGAUACUGUGAAGUUCAUGAGCAUGAAUAUUUUGGACUGUACGCAUUAUACUAGCGUGACUAAUACGGAUCGGUUGAGAGGUUUGGGACCGUUGGAUUGGGUUUAUGGGAUUAAGUUGAGCUUUGCGGUUCCGGAUACUGGGUGUGAGAGAUGUGCUGAGUCCGGUGGGACUUGUGGGUUUGAUACUGAGACUCAAGUGUCUCUCUGCCUCUGCUCUACUUUCAACAAUUCUACUAGAGAAUGUGUGAUACGGCAGAAGGACGAGAUUGUGCUCCCUGGAUACUCUUUCAAGCAUUCUUUGUGA
Molecule: messenger RNA, 867 nt
Organism: Prunus armeniaca (apricot)
Lineage: Eukaryota; Viridiplantae; Streptophyta; Magnoliopsida; Rosales; Rosaceae
Source: the annotation of a GenBank genome assembly